AUGGAAGCCGACCACCAGAUCCCCGGGCAUUCUGACCCAGCCAGACUCGAGAAACAGAUAGCGUCGGAACACGCAUCCACUGCACCGUCACUCCGCUACGCCGCCGGCGAGGCUCCUACCGGCGGAGAGCGACCAACAGUGCCCGACGAACGAAACCUCCUCUCCGAGGCAGAGGCCAUCCAGCAGGCAAGGCAACAUCCUGACGACGAGCGACCCAUCUUCCUCACCUACUCGUUCAACGACAAAGAUAACCCGCGAAACUGGCCAGCAUGGAGGAAGUGGUACAUCACAUGUUUUGUCAGCAUGUUCAAUGUUCUGACGUGCCUUUGUGCCGGGGGUUACAGCUCUGGCAAGGAACAACUCACGGCGCAUUUUGAUGUCUCCCCUUUGAUUGGCACGGUUGGUCUGUCCAUGUACAUUCUCGGAUUCGCCGUGGGACCGCUUCUGCUUGCCCCAAUGUCCGAGUUCUACGGCCGCAACCCUGUCUACAUUCUGUCAUGGUUUCUACUGGUCAUCUUCCAGAUCCCGCUGGCACUUGCGCCGAACAUCGCCACCGUCAUCGCAUGCCGUCUGCUCCAAGGCUUCUUUGGCAGUGCGCCAUUGACUAACACAGGCGGUACCAUCAGCGACUUGUGGGCAAGAGACGAAUGUGGUCCACCCAUGGCCGUCUACGGCCUCUCCAGCACCGGCGGUCCACCCCUAGCCUUGGUCGUCAGCGGCUUUGUCGCAACCUACAUGGGAUGGAGGUGGCUCUUUUGGGUGUACAUGGCCAUCCUUGGUGGCUUCUGGGUCCUGCUCAUCUUCACUGUUCCCGAGACCCGCCAUACCACUAUUCUUGACAAAAAGACCAAACGUGUUCGCAAGCUCCUCCGAUCCGAAGGACUUGCUGCCGCGCGAACAAUACUGGACGCUAAUUCCGAUGAGAAAGAAGGGCUGGCCACUCUCUUCUCCGUGGCGCUGACUCGGCCCUUUCGGUUCUUGUUUACUGAGCCGAUCACGAUGGCCGCAGCGGCCUACAAUGGCUUCAUUUACGGAAUCGUCUAUCUCUUCAACGAAGCCUUUCCUCUCGUCUUCGGACACGGCGGACACGGAUUUAACGCGGGGGAGUGGGGUGCUGCGUUUGUCGGCCUGCUUUUCGGGAGUCUCGUCGCCGCCAUCUUCCACCCAGUUCAGGAAUCGUACUACUUGAAACAGGUCUCUCACAAUGACGGCAAGGGUGUGCCAGAGGCCCGCAUGUUUUUGGCCAGGUUCGGGACCUUCUUCAUCCCCAUUUCGCUUUUCUGGUUUGCAUGGACGAGCUUCCACAGCAUCCACUGGGUCGUUCCCAUCAUCGCUAGCACGUUCUUUGGGGCCGGCAUUUACAUCAUCAUCCUGGCCGUCCUCAACUACAUCGUGGAUUCAUACCAGUCAUACGCCGCUUCUGCCUUGGCUGGGGUUAUCCUGAUCCGGAACUUGGUCGGCGCUGGUUUUCCCUUGUUUGGCGUGCAGAUGUACGAGUAUCUCGGGUUGGAGUGGGCCAGCAGUCUGCUCGCGUUUCUGAGCUUGCCUCUGUGCGCCAUUCCGUUUCUCUACUUCUAUAAAGGAGAAUACCUGCGGCUCAAAAGCCCGUGGGCUAGGGAGCAUUUCGCACAGGAUGAAGAUAGUCCUCACUGA
Messenger RNA from Diaporthe batatas, 1653 nucleotides. RefSeq lists its product as uncharacterized. The record is from RefSeq and is a predicted model, not a curated record. Lineage: Eukaryota; Fungi; Ascomycota; Sordariomycetes; Diaporthales; Diaporthaceae. Gene Ontology annotation, biological process: transmembrane transport. Gene Ontology annotation, molecular function: transmembrane transporter activity. The coding region runs from base 1 to 1653 and encodes 550 amino acids. The transcript has 5 exons.